CCUCCAUCCACCGACCACUCAUCCAGCCCAUCUUAUCCCAUAACCACCGCAAACCUGCACUGCGUUUUCUCAUCCGACCGCAGUCCACCUCACCUUUCGCCUGUAUCAAUCGCCCUGCGAUCAGUAUUCGAUUCAUUCCAUCCUCAUUCUUCAGAGCACUGCGAACCCACCCUUCCUCGCUGACAUUGACCCACUGUCUGCAAAAAGAAAAAUCGUACGGUGUCAACUUGUGCCCUGCUCACGAAUCCAACUGCGUUGCCCGCUCUGCGCCGAGAAUACCCUCCUCAGCCCUGCCUCAUUGUGCCACAGAUCCCUCUAACAUCCGCCACGAUAACAACACCUCUCUUUGCUGAAGGUCCUUGUCCCCUGCGAUCCUCAUCCCGCCCUCUUCAAGUCCAAUUGGGACUCCUCUCGCUGAGCCCGUUUGUUGGCUGCCUCGGGGUCGAAAAUUCAAUUUUGCAGACUAGCAUUACCAUCUGCACGUCCUUCGAUACAUCGAUUUCCUUGAAUUUUCCCUCUUCCGACCGCACCUGGUCGCCGCCCGCCCUUCCCUUCCACCCCCUUGCCCCGCCCGCGGCGAUCCCACCAUGGCCGACCAAAAUGAGGUGGACCUCGAUUCUGUCAUCGAUCGCCUGUUAGAGGUCAGAGGAAGUAGACCAGGGAAGCAGGUUCAGCUGCUCGAAGCUGAAAUUCGCUAUCUGUGCACAAAGGCACGAGAAAUCUUCAUCUCCCAGCCGAUAUUGCUCGAGCUGGAAGCCCCCAUCAAGAUUUGUGGCGAUAUCCACGGUCAAUACUACGAUCUUCUUCGCCUGUUCGAGUACGGCGGUUUCCCUCCCGAAGCGAACUACCUCUUCCUCGGGGAUUACGUGGAUCGAGGCAAGCAAUCCCUUGAGACCAUCUGUUUGCUUCUGGCCUACAAGAUCAAAUACCCUGAAAACUUCUUCAUUCUGCGUGGCAACCACGAGUGUGCCUCCAUCAACCGUAUCUAUGGCUUCUACGAUGAGUGCAAACGUCGAUACAACAUCAAGCUAUGGAAGACAUUUACGGACUGCUUCAACUGCUUGCCUAUUGCUGCGAUCAUUGACGAGAAGAUCUUCACCAUGCAUGGAGGUUUGAGUCCAGAUCUGAACUCGAUGGAGCAAAUACGCCGUGUCAUGCGACCAACAGACAUUCCCGACUGCGGCCUUCUUUGCGAUUUGCUCUGGUCAGACCCGGACAAGGAUAUCACAGGCUGGAGCGAGAAUGACCGUGGCGUCUCCUUCACCUUUGGACCCGAUGUCGUGUCACGGUUCCUACAAAAACAUGACAUGGACCUUAUCUGUCGUGCACAUCAAGUGGUGGAAGACGGUUACGAGUUCUUCUCCAAGCGACAACUGGUCACCCUAUUCAGCGCUCCAAACUACUGUGGCGAGUUUGACAAUGCUGGUGCCAUGAUGAGCGUAGAUGAAAGUCUACUUUGCUCCUUCCAGAUUCUCAAACCUGCCGAGAAGAAACAAAAGUACGUGUAUGGCUCUAAGAGCCCAAGCGGGUCCACUCCUCCGUCUCGCAAAUUCAAAACCUAGUCCCUUCGACUCGGGCUGAUUCGAUCUCAUUGAUAGCAGGUUUGGAAGAAGAUAGGGUCACCUUCUGGCUUCCCCCUCGAUUCGGUCUUGCACUCGACCAGUGUCCUUUCCCUCCGGUUCCGAAGCAUGCGACCAACCGCCACCACUUAAUAUUUUCCACGCUCCCAUGGACAUCUCAUCUUUUUUGGACCUGCGAAAGACUUCACACUUGCUCAUUUUCAUCAAUACGUUGACUAGCCUCCGACUUGUCAAUUUUCGAGGUCGGACGCCAGUCCCCAGUAUCAACAGUGGACAAAACCAGUCAUCACCACAACGCGGCGGCAAUGUAUCGGGUCGAUUCGAGGUUCAAGGGCGAGUUGAUCUACUACUUUUUCAUGGGCUUACAAUGGAAAUGGGAUUACGGAUCGUGACGUUUCGUGGAAUGGGGUUGUGGUGCAUGAGACGUGGAGAAUUGCAUUUUUGACCACCAGAACUUGACCUCCUGUUCGCUGUGUCCGUGCAGAUAUGUGUUGUCUGUGCGAAAGAAGGAAAAGAGAUGUUGCUGGAGCGCAGGGCGCAAGGCGAGACUACUUUCCCCCAUUCCAAAUGUACCACGCAAAUGACGGGUUUUGCUUUCAUGCCUUUUCGAUGCGGUGACGAAGGAUGGACAAGAGACGCCCAUGGAAUGAUUGAAUGCACGGUGCAGAACAAGAAUAAAGCAGAUCAUACCACACGACACAACGCAGAGCAGUUAUGCAUCAAGUUAGCAGUUGAAUCCGCUCCCUCUGUAUCAAGAUGACUUCAAAUAGUAGUAUACUGCCGGCGCCUUGAUUUUGCUGUCUGCUAGUAUUGUACAAAAUAGAAAAUGUCUUGUUAUCAACCAAGAAUAGAAGAACACGGCAAGGUGAGCCAAGCGCAC
Cladophialophora immunda is the source of this 2460-nucleotide messenger RNA. RefSeq names its product serine/threonine-protein phosphatase PP1. The record is from RefSeq and is a predicted model, not a curated record. Gene Ontology annotation, molecular function: protein serine/threonine phosphatase activity. The transcript has 5 exons. The coding region runs from base 588 to 1562 and encodes 324 amino acids. Lineage: Eukaryota; Fungi; Ascomycota; Eurotiomycetes; Chaetothyriales; Herpotrichiellaceae. Gene Ontology annotation, cellular component: cytoplasm; nucleus.